Messenger RNA from Thlaspi arvense, 1203 nucleotides. NCBI's taxonomy places the organism in Eukaryota, Viridiplantae, Streptophyta, Magnoliopsida, Brassicales, Brassicaceae. The record is from the annotation of a GenBank genome assembly.
AUGAAACGCAAGAAGCGAGAUCAUAACAAGGAACAUGAGAAAGACAGUACACCCCCAAGUAUGUUAGAUUCUCUCCAUCUUGAUCUAAAGCUGGAUAUACUGAGCUGUUUGCCUGCCAAGUCUCUUACGAAGCUCCGAUGUGUGUCGAAGAUGUGGUCUUCCAUCAUCCGAAGCCAAGGAUUCAUCGAUUCCUUCUUCGCAAUGUCCUCAACAAAACCGCGGUUUAUAGUCGCUUUGACUAACGGUUUUAUCCUCCCGCCUGAGGAGAGGCUUACCUUCUUCUACUCGUUUUCACACGAAGGAGAGGAGUCUUCUUCUUUGGUACCAAACUUCGAGAUGGUAACACCAACGAGUUUAUGUUACUGCUCAGAGUAUUUCGCUUCUCUCCAUGGCUUUCUCACUGUUGAAACUAAUAAAGGGUUGAUGCUAUGUAACCCUGGCACAGAGCAAGUCAUUACGUUACCCAAAGCCGCCACCUUUGUGGGAUACGAUCCGAUCGGUGAUCAAUACAAAGCAUUGGCCGUGGAGGUUAGCGUUCGUAAACCUGCAGCGCACAAGGUGUUAACGUUGGGUGGAGCUCAGGGAUGGAGAGACAUUGAAGGUCCCCCUGGACCUUAUAGGACCACAACAUCAGUGGGAAUAUGCAUCAACGGGGUUAUCUACUCUGGUGCUCAUGAGUACUCAACCCAAUCUAACAAUCCAGUUAUUGUGUGUUUUGAUGUUAGAUCAGAGAAAAUGAGUUUUAUCCAAGCACCUGACGAUGUCGUGCACUGGGGCUGUAAGUCGAUAUUGAUAGACUACAAUGGGAAGCUAGCUUCAAUUGCGAGAGACCCUAGGUGUGAUCUCCGUCGUUUUGAUCUGUGGAUACUGGAAGACGUCGAGAAACCGAUAUGGUCGAAGCAUGCAUGUGUGUUGCCAAGCUCCAUGUGGGCUCCUAUUGGGGUGGUGGAAUAUUCAUUUCCAGGUGCCACCAAAGCUGGUGAGAUCAUAAUUCACCCGAAUGGUUUGGCAAGAGAGGUUGAACCUUUCUACAUUUUCUACUUCAAUGUUAAAACACAAAACGUAAGAAGAGUCAGGCUCCUCGGAAUUGGAGACAAUCAAGAGUUUAGGCGCUCUUAUGGAUUCGAAGACACGUGUGAAUGCUUCGUCCGCAUGGUACCUCAAAACGUCGAGAGUAUUGCCUUUCUUAAGAAUCAUACUUGA